Messenger RNA from Cloeon dipterum, 822 nucleotides. RefSeq names its product partner of xrn-2 protein 1. The transcript has 3 exons. NCBI's taxonomy places the organism in Eukaryota, Metazoa, Arthropoda, Insecta, Ephemeroptera, Baetidae. Bases 84 to 515 code for a protein of 143 amino acids. The record is from RefSeq and is a predicted model, not a curated record.
UUAUAGUUGGUGGGAACGCGAACGCAACGCACAACACUGAACACUCUCUUUCUAGCCGAUCUAAUUUGAUUCUACCCAAAAAAAUGAGCAGCAGGGAUAGAGAAAUCAACUCCUUCCGACAGGAACACGAGUCUGACGAGCACUGGCAGCUACGGCGUGAGUUUCUCGACGCGCACUUCGAGAAGUUUCCUUCAAGCAAACUUCAAUGUUACUCGCACACCUAUGUUAAUAUCGAAGUGCUUGGCUGCAGGUACCCCAAUGAAACGAUGCAAAUUAUAGCUGAUCUCGCAGCCGGACUUGGAUCGGUGCACAAAAAGAGGAAGGAGAACAAUGCCCAACGGAUAACAAUGGACGCCUCGAACGCUGCCGAACAGAAGAUCAAGAGGAGAACCGGCGGAGAAAUGAGAAACAACCCUCUACCAAAGGUUACGUACGGCCCAAAUGUAGUUGGUGGUCCAUCGGUGAACUACGGCCCUCCAGUUACAGGUGGUCAACAUUACGGUUACAGAACAUAAUGACAGUGAAGUUUUUGUGAAGAUGAUGUGAGUGAUAAAAAAUAUUAGUUGUAUGUCUGUAAUCAUCAUGUAACGUCGAAACGAACCAAAAUAAUUAAAGAAUCGACAGACAGUUUUUAAACUUUUGUUUGGAUGUUUCUGGAACUCGACUCCAUUUUAAAACUAUUGCAAAAUUAAGAACCUAAAAACAUGUAAGUGAAUGAAUUCACAGAUCCAUAAAAUCUUUGUAAUUUACUCAGUACGAAAAAUUCCGUUUACUGACUUUUUGUAUCACUUUUUGACAUUAAAACGCAUACCCUCAAAUUAA